Molecule: messenger RNA, 1128 nt
Organism: Trichoplax adhaerens
Lineage: Eukaryota; Metazoa; Placozoa; Uniplacotomia; Trichoplacea; Trichoplacidae
Exons: 1
Coding region: 1-1128 (375 amino acids)
Biological process (GO): G protein-coupled receptor signaling pathway
Cellular component (GO): membrane
Molecular function (GO): G protein-coupled receptor activity
Source: RefSeq, a predicted model, not a curated record
AUGACUAGCCUGUUUAAUAAUAGCAUAGUAGCGCUAGCAUCUGCUUGGACUUGCGGAUUAGGUGGUAUCGUCGCCAAUUUAUACGUAAUGACCACCUGCAUAAGCAAUUAUCGGUAUAGAAUCAAAGAGGUAACAGCAGCAAUGCAAAUCAGUGAAGCAUCUCGUCUGAAUUUAAAUAUUACAAGCCCCUCUCGAGAUUAUCAAAACAAGAAACGGAUAAAAAUGGGUAAAGUGGCUAUACUAUUUUUCGUUAAUUUAAGUAUGGCUGAUAUGAUGUCGUCACUUUACUUAGUUAUAUUAGCAAUAGCUGAUGCAUGCGCCGAUAGCGAAACGAAGUCUUACUUGAUUUAUGCUAACGAAUCAAAGACAAUUUAUGUAAAUCGUAGUAUUGUAGGAGAACAGUUGAAAAUUUGGAAUCAUAGUUUUCUAUGUCAAUUCUUACGAUUUCUAACCAUAAGUGGAUCCACAAUUUCAGUUUGGAUGACAUUAAUGAUUGCAAUCGAUCGAUUUGUUUUGAUCGUAUAUCCAUUAAAAAUGAACUGGAAAUUUACUCUACGUCGUACAAUUUGGAUAUGUCGUCUUAUUUGGCUUUAUGGCUGUGGUUGUGGGUUAUUGGCUGUCAUCUUAGCCAAAUUAACUUCGCACAAGCGGACCAAUAGCUGGUACAGUCGACUAUGUAUUAUCGACAAUCUAGACAACGAUCUCGUUAUUGCAUUUGCCGCAUUUCUAUCUGUUAAUAGUUUGCUUAUUUACAUUGUUGUUUCUGUGUUACUGUUUAUUUCAUUAUAUCAUGUUCGAAAAUCUCCAGUGAGAAUUAAAUCUCAAGUUAAUAAUAGAACUAGAUCUUAUAUACGAAAAAUAGGAGCUGAAACAAGCCUUGUAAUCACAAGUAUAAUUGUUGUUACUAAUAUUUUUUGUUGGCUACCUACAACAGCGAUAUCGCUUCUUUACGCUCUUGGAGUAACGAAAAUUGGAAAAGUUAUGUUUGGUCCUUACGGAACCUGGAUAACAUUGCUAUUUCCCGUAAACGGUUUUCUUAAUCCGAUAGUUUUUAUCGUAUUAAUACAUUUACGUUACUUUAAGCGUAAAAAAAGUCUUUCAAUUCUAGUAAUAUCAAAAGCCGAUUAA